Messenger RNA from Paramuricea clavata, 1101 nucleotides. The record is from the annotation of a GenBank genome assembly. Lineage: Eukaryota; Metazoa; Cnidaria; Anthozoa; Malacalcyonacea; Plexauridae.
UAUUCUUGGCGAGAUAACAGUGAAGUGGUUUGAAAUGAUUCAGACAGGUCUACCGAUGUGUACAUUUGGUUCCCUCCUUGCCCCUCUCAGGCUUGAACGCAGGUACGAUUACAUUGUUGAUAGCAAUGAAAGGUACACUUUAUACCUUUUUUUUAUGGCAGCACAGUCAGGGAUAGAUCCAGCCAGAUCUGGUAGGCGGGGAGGCUACUCACCGAGCUUUGGCCAUGUUCAGGAUGGCGAGGGUUGACUACGGUGUAAUCACUAACUAGAGGGAGCUACCAAAACAAGGCACCAGUCUGCAGUAGUCUUGCUUGACAAUUUCACAAUCAUGUUACUAUCUCUGCAUUUGUCCCUAUUUUGUUUUUGUCAUUAUUUUCCAAUUAUUUCAAAUGAAAAAUGGAUUUUACAAGGAAAUUGUUACCCCCCCCCGAACACCCCCUUUGGCAAGGCUAGGAGGGAUGCCACCCCCGCACCCUCCCCCCUCCCGUGAAUCCAUCCAUGGUCAUUUGAAUUUUUAGAGCUAUCUAGUGUACAUAAAUUUCAUUAGUUUAGGUUUCAUACUGUAGUAAGACUCUUCCAUCACGGGACAGGACCUCAAAGAACCUCACAGUAUGAAUAUAAAUACAAUUUAGGUUUCGUUCCUGUAGUUCCUAAAUUAUGAUUACUUGAUCGCUUAUUUUCACUCGUUUAUGAAUGCCUAAACUGAAAUACAGCCGAAUUUGAAUGGUACCACUAAGUCGGGGUCCCCUUCCUUUGCGCCAGGUAACGCCAUUGAAUCGCAAGAGAGAAACGUUUAAGCACUGAACUAGUGUUGCAACUAUAAAUAAAGUUAGUUUAGUUCAGAUUGUGGCCACAAAAUGUAAACUUUGAAUGUGGGUAGUCACACAACAAAAAAUACGAAUUUCUUUUCUUUCCAGUCAGCAAGAGAAACUAGCGAGGAUUUACAUACCAUGGGCUGUAUACACUGGGUAUCGAGCAAACUUUUUCAUGAAUCUCUACGUUGAAAAACACUUAGAUGAGCCAAUAGACUCUCUGAGAUACCGACUCAAUGUCGUGCCGCCACCUUUUGUAUCGAAAACAAAUAAAAAACGGUCGAUCUAA